GUGUGCAGCAGUUCGUGUUUGUCAAUUAUAUAGUUCAAGGACAGCCAAAGUCCACCAGGUCCUGUCUGUCUCUUUGUAUUUUGCAUUUACACAACGCGAGUGCAGAGUGGGGAAAUUGUUUGGUAUCACAUUCAUAUCGCAGUCAUCCUUAUCUCACUGCCCUUCCUUCGCGGGGUUCUGACCAACAUGUCAAUUUACGUACAUACAUAUCAUCUCACAUAUUACUGCUGCUCUUUUCCGGGCCACACCACCAGCCACGUCCGAUGACAAUUUCUUGGGUCCUUAUAGUCCUGCAUACACGAUCAACACCACCUUCGCUUCUACUGGCUAAUUGCAUCUAUGUACUUUCUACUCAUCUUCGAUGUCUUCCACCCCUAGUCACUCUGAUUUGCUGGAAUUGUCUCGACACCCAAUACUGUGUGGCAGAAACACCCAAUCAGCCAGAGCUACCAAAUAUCAGCCUAUGCUUGUCAUCGAACCCAAAAUGGAAACUUGGGAGGCUGAGAUAAGUGCUAUGGAGCCUCAGCAGCGGGACAACCUUCCCACUGUGUCAAAUGCCCAUCUGUGAUUAAAUGGAUUUCUCAGUAAGAAUUUUGUCGGUUUUUUGAUAUUUUCUCAUUUUUUCUUCUUAUCUUUGUCAUUCAGGUAUCGAUGAUUUAAGUUCCUGCAUCAAGUUUCAACGAACCUGAAAUUUUCGACGUGAGAUCCGUGAGAGGCGCCCUUUGCGAUAUAUACCCUUGUUUUUGUUCUACUGGGAUUUACAGCGUGGGAAAUCGCGAUCGUUCCCUCGUUAUCCUGCGUUAUUCCUGCGACCAAGAGGCCACAAUCGCUCAAUCUAAAUUUCGAAGCCCUCCUUUCGUUGAAACAAUCAGGCUUCAUGACAUUUUGGUACAGACCCCGCUAUUCACAAGUGCAAACCUCGCGGGCCGAUAUCAACUUGCAUACUGCAGCUUGAGGUCUCACAGCAUUCAAAUCCUUUGGAGAAAAAGAUCGGCAGACGUUAGAUGCUUGUGUUGUACAGUUACGCUCACGAUAGGGAGCAUUCAAAGAGCAUUUUGCAGGAUAAUAUCUACCGAGAGACGAACAACCCGCAUUAGUAAAACCAAACCACAUAUCGCGAAAAAAUGGCGAUUCAUAUGAAUCAACUCGACAAUCAAUACCCCCAGGGUAUUCAACGAUGUGCAAAUAACGAGGAUGGCGAUUGUUACCCCGCUGAUAAAGUUUGCGACGGAGAAUCCUGCUCGGCAACUACCACAACCCAAGUUACAAUGACGACAGAAUUUCCGAAAUUAUCAUACCCAGGCAUCGUAAAGAGAAAAUUGGGCUCGAAUCAUUGGGAUAAGAUACACGAGGCAAUUCAAGGACGAAAACGGGACGCAUCAGAAUGCCCGAGCGAUUAUCAAUUAUGCCCUAAAUCGAUGAAUGGAGGAUGCUGUCCAAAUAACAGAUCUUGCGGUACUAGUAGUUGUUAUCUCACCAGCGCUGCUCCUGCUUCAGCUUGUGGAGUAUCAGGAUAUACAGCUUGUGGAAUUGAUGCCGGAGGUGGAUGUUGUCCCACUGGCUACUCAUGCGAAAUUGAUGGAUGUAGCGCUUCUCCUGGUGUUUCGUACAGCGAAACUUGUGGAGUGAAUUCAUAUUUGUGUCCAGCUUCAUUGAACUACGGUUGUUGUAAGAAUGGCAUGGGCUGCGGGUUGAAUAAUUGUUAUUCCACGGCAGUAACGACUUUCACAUUGACCGAGACCUUGACCACGACAGAUAGCGAUUCGCGCACACAGACUCUUACAUCUACAUUAGUUACCGCCUCCACUCCAGCGUCACCAUCAGUCGCGGCGAAUACAUCAAAAGCUUCAGCCGUCCCCAAACUCACACCCACGGCUACCGCAAUAGCAAAAGUCGAAGCAACAAGUGGGAGUGCAACAAGUGGGGGUGCAACAACAAGUAGCGGUCUUACGAAACCAGAAAUAGGUGGAAUCAUAGGUGGCGCAGCUUUCAUUCUACUCGUAAUUUUGAUUGCCGCUUUUUGUAUCUUAAGGCGCCUAAAGAAGGCCACAAAGGCAUUCAAGGAAGCAAAAACACGCAGUGGGUCUAACGCCCCUCGAUCACAUAGAUAUCGUCCUUCAUACCCAUCACCAUCUGAUAUGAGCUCAAUAUCAACCGAUCCUCUGCAAAUGACCAGUUCCGAAGCUUCACGUAGCGUCCGAAAUUACUCUCAUCCAGCAACCGAACGAUUUUCAUCUGACCGACACGACGGCCCUGAAGUCGUAACCCCACCUUCCUUCAACCCAUACUCCCCCUUUUCCCCGCACGCGUAUCCUAGCAAUCGCGCUCAGACCCAAGGUCGCGGAUACUACCCAGUAGCCACCUCGGACUCCGCUUAUUCUCAGACAUCGUCGGGCCGGCGCAAUCCUUCUGUAGAAUCCACUCCUCCUCUCCAACAACCACAAUCCUACUUCGACAUCCCCCCACACCAGCAAUCUGAACUUCCCGAUUUCAGAAACCAGAAUCUGCGCCAUGGUCACGAUGUAAGUCCAAUUCGUCGGCCAAGUCAACAUGGAAGAAAUUGGAGCAAUGCCAGCGAUGUCAGCGCAUCAUCAUCUAGCCCGCUCGUCGAACUAGACGCCGGAGAUGAUGGCGAACUGAAAUUUUCUCUUGGGAAAGCUUGGAAAGUUCUAGGAUUGGGAAGUUGGAAGGGAAAAGUAUCUACGAAAAGGAAACCAGAAAAUCUAUCACUCGGAGGUUCUCCAACUACUACUCUCGACCGCGAUCUCAAAACCGUUCUUUCGAAUGUGCCGGAGGAAGCGGGCAGUUUUAUGAAUACCACAGAGGCUGAACAAGAGGUGAAUGAUGAUGAGAUUAGAGUUCAGAGACCUAGAAGUAGUGACACGGGGCGAGAAUCCCGUGCUUCUAGACCCAGGAGUGGUCUUAGUAAUGCCGAGCUGAGGGAAGCGAGUAUUCGAAAUGUGGUGCGGGCGAAACCGAGUAAACCGAAGGAGAUCAUGAUUCGAAACUCGGGGGGUGCGGAGGCGAGCGGGAGUAGAAAUGCGAAUGGGAAGGCUGAUGAGGCGGGGUUCUAAGGGGUCUUUUCAUUUGAGGGCAGGCGAGGGGGAGAUGGAGGUAUAUAUCAUUGUUUGGGUGUGGUUUAAUGGGGUGGGAGAGAAGAUUUGCAUGUUUUUAUCCAUGCAGACGGAGGGUUAUAGGUGUAAUAAUAAGGAAUCUUGGAAUAUACCACGGAAUAUAGCAAUUUUAAUUUAGAGUUUCUUUUUCUUUGCUUCGCAGGAUAUAUUCUGAUAUGCUCGGAAAGCACAUACAGAGGGAUUGAGUGUAAUUACCCCCUGAGAAUACAGUCAGUCGUGCACACUGCGUUAGACAUUUACAAUCGAGGUUCCA
Messenger RNA from Botrytis cinerea B05.10, 3387 nucleotides. RefSeq lists its product as hypothetical. NCBI's taxonomy places the organism in Eukaryota, Fungi, Ascomycota, Leotiomycetes, Helotiales, Sclerotiniaceae. The transcript has 2 exons. The coding region runs from base 1125 to 3074 and encodes 649 amino acids. The record is from RefSeq and is a predicted model, not a curated record.